Messenger RNA from Lodderomyces parapsilosis, 1002 nucleotides. RefSeq lists its product as uncharacterized. Bases 1 to 1002 code for a protein of 333 amino acids. The record is from RefSeq and is a predicted model, not a curated record. The transcript has a single exon. NCBI's taxonomy places the organism in Eukaryota, Fungi, Ascomycota, Pichiomycetes, Serinales, Debaryomycetaceae.
AUGCCUACUAGAUCUCAAUUUUUCAACCCAGAGACCGCACCUUACUACAACCCUAAGACUGAACGGAAAGUUGUGAUCAUCACUGGUGGAAACUCAGGUAUAGGAUGGUACACAACACUUCAUUUGUACCUCCAUGGAUACGUCGUUUAUAUGGCAGGAAGAACUGAACUGAAGGUCAGAAAGGCGUUUGAGGAUAUUGAAAAAGAAGCACAAGCAAGAGCAACAAAGGAAGGUAAAACAGAUUAUGUUUUUGGUGAACUACAUCACAUUUACAUUGACUUGAUGGAUUUGUCAUCAAUCCCCAAAGCAGUUGCGGAGUUUGCUGCUGCCAAGGAGGAGAAGUUGGAUGUGUUGAUAAAUAAUGCUGGAGUCAUGGGAGUACCUUAUGAAGUGACCAAAGAUGACUAUGAAAUUCAGUACCAAGUAAACUUUGUUGCUCAUUUCCUCUUGACUCUUCAAUUGGUUCCAUACUUAAGAAAAACUGUUGAUGCUGGAGGAACACCUCGAAUUGUCAAUUUAUCGUCAAUUGGACACAAUUUCUCCUACAAGCAUUUCAGGCCAGAUCAAAACAAGUUGAACACAUUCCCCAGUAGUAUCUUUACCUGGGUUAGAUAUGGUAUUGCCAAGACAGCCGAGAUUCAGAUCACCAAGGAAUGGGCCAUCAAGUAUCCUCAAUUUUUGUCAAUUGCAAUCCACCCUGGUGUCAUCUUGGGUACAAACUUGUAUGAUUACUGGCGUCAAGUGCCUAUAAUUAAAUACCCAGCCAAUGCCAUUUUUGCAAUUUCCGACAAGACUAUUGGUGUUAGUAACGAGGAAGGCUCCUUGGCUACAUUAAGAGCAGUGAUGGAUCCAAAGUUGAACCCUAAACAAGAUAAUGGAGAGUUUCUUGUUACUGGAGGUGUUGCUGAAAAACCAAGCAAAAUUGCUAGAAACUUGGAGUAUGCCAAAGAAACAUGGGACUGGAACAUUGAACAAUUGGAGAAACGUGGGUUCAAAGUUUGA